This is a messenger RNA of Fukomys damarensis (Damara mole-rat), 918 nucleotides long. RefSeq names its product olfactory receptor 10AG1. Gene Ontology annotation, cellular component: membrane. Gene Ontology annotation, molecular function: G protein-coupled receptor activity; olfactory receptor activity. Gene Ontology annotation, biological process: G protein-coupled receptor signaling pathway. The record is from RefSeq and is a predicted model, not a curated record. NCBI's taxonomy places the organism in Eukaryota, Metazoa, Chordata, Mammalia, Rodentia, Bathyergidae. The transcript has a single exon. The coding region runs from base 22 to 918 and encodes 298 amino acids.
GAAGGAAAUCUCACUGACCAGAUGGGAUUUGUUCUUUUGGGAUUCGGCAAUAUUCCUCACCUCCAGUGGUUUCUGUUUGGAUUGUUCUUUCACAUCUAUGUAAUUGUGUUGUUGGGAAAUGGAACCAUCAUUCUAAUAACAAAACUGGAACCUUCUCUCCAGAAACCCAUGUACUUUUUCCUUGGCAAUUUCUCCUUUUUGAAAAUCUGUUAUGUGUCAGUGACUCUACCCAGGAUGCUCAUGAACCUUGCGACCCAGAGAAGAGCCAUCUCUGUAGUUGCUUGUGCUGCACAAAUGUGCUGGGUCCUUAUAUUGGGAGCCACCGAGUGUUUCCUUCUGACCGUGAUGGCCUACGACCACUACAUGGCCAUCUGCAACCCUCUACACUAUCCUCUUGUCAUGAACCGCAAGGCCUGCACCAAGCUGGUCAUUGGAUCCUGGAUCAGCAGCAUUCCGGUCCAGAUAGGGCAGACAUUCCAGAUUUUCUCUCUCUCCUUCUGUGGCUCCAACCAAAUCAACCACUUCUUCUGUGACAUCCCCCCACUGCUUCAGCUGGCCUGUGGGGACACGUUGGUGAAUCAACUGAUGGUCUACAUGGUUGCUGUGUUUUUUGUCUCUCUUCCAUUUCUACUAAUCCUAAUCUCCUAUAGUAAAAUCCUCUCCACAGUCCUGAAAUUGCCAUCAGCCACAAGUCGGUCCAAAGCCUUCUCUACCUGUUCCUCUCAUCUUGCGGUUGUGAUCUUAUUCUUUGGAUCAGCCAUUAUUGCAUAUUUAAGACCAAAAUCCAGCCGAUCCUCAGGAACUGAUAAAGUGCUUUCUGUUUUCUAUACUAUUGUGACUCCCAUGUUUAAUCCCAUGAUUUAUAGUCUAAGGAAUAAGGAUGUCAUAAUGGCACUGAGAAGAUUAGUGUUCAAAUAA